GGGGCGGGACGGAAGCGGGCGGGGCGGGCGGUGCGCGGGAAGCCGGAGCGCGCGCGGGGCCCGAGCGGGAGCAGGCUUGCCGGCGGCGGGGAUGGAGUUCAGCAGCAGAGCUCGGCAGCGGCACACGAGGCUGGCCGGGGACAGGCGGGACCCGUACCCCCACAGCCUGCAGUUCUACCAGGAGCCUCCCACCGAGAACAUUUCCCUCGCCGAGUUUGAGAGCUUCGCCGUCGACCGCCUGAGGCUGCUUAAAGUAGUUGAAAACCUUGGUUUGAGCUGUGUAAGAACUAGCGAGUCAUACAAAACAAAGCUGGAGAAUGAGUUCCGCAGACUUAAGUUUCCCUACAAAGCUUUGGCUGAGGAUGAUUAUGAUGCAAGACGAAAGGACCAUAUCUCUCAUUUCAUACUACGCCUCGCUUAUUGCCAGUCUGAGGAUCUCAGGCGUUGGUUUCUUCAACAAGAAAUGGAUCUCUUUCGAUACCGCUUCAAUGAACUGACUGAAGGUUUAAGGCAGAAAUUCCUGGAGCAUGUUAACUUACAUUUUGAAGCUAUUAGUGAAGACCUGAAAAAUGAAUUGGCAAAUGAACUGUCUACAUCAACCCCUGGCUUCACUAUGACUAAAGUAAAAGAACAAAUGUUCUAUAAGGUUGGACUUUCAGAUGCUGUUGAUCUUUUUAGAGCCAGAAGAGUGUUUAUUAAGGAUGGCUUUGCGUUUGUGCCUCUUAAGGACAUCGAUGCUAUUGUUUUGAAUAACUACAGACAAAAGUUAUCUAAAGCACUGGCGCUGACAGCACGAUCACUGCCUUCCAUACAGUCUGAUGAGAGACUACAGCCUCUGCUUAAUCAUCUCAGCCAUUCUUACGUUGGUCCGGAUUACAGUGUACAGAAAAACACCGGGAAAAUCUCUCUAGAACACAUCGAUGCUCUUUCUGUGAAAUCGUUCCCGCUUUGCAUGCGCCAGUUGCACAGAGCCCUGCGUGAUAACCACCAUCUCCGUCACGGAGGCCGUAUGCAAUACGGACUCUUCUUGAAAGGCAUCGGUUUGACUCUGGAACAGGCACUGGAAUUUUGGAAGAAGGAAUUUAUCAGGGGGAAGGUAGAUGCGGACAAGUUUGACAAAGGAUAUGCUUACAGCAUUCGCCACAGCUAUGGGAAAGAAGGAAAGAGAACAGACUAUACCCCGUACAGCUGCAUGAAGAUCAUCAUAUCCAAUCCACCGAGUCAAGGCGAUUAUCAUGGGUGCCCAUUCCGCCACAGUGAGCCCGAGCUACUGAAGCAGAAGCUGCAGUCAUACAAGAUCCCUCCCAGCGGAAUAUCUCAGAUCCUGGAUUUGGUGAAGGGCAUGCAUUACCAGUUGGCCUGCCAGAAGUACUUUGAAUUGACACACGAUCUUGACGACAUUGGAUUUUCUUUGAAUCAUCCUAAUCAGUAUUUUGCAGAGAGUCAAAAGGUAUUAACCGGUGGUAGAGAGCUGAAGAAGGAACCAAGUCAUUUAGGCAACUCUCAACAGAAAAGCAAUAGUCAGGAAAGCAUGACUUCAACUUCUACUCCCAGCUCUUCAAACACAACAGCUGAUGCAGAACUGGAGGGACUGGAGGCAUACUUCACUGAAGAUUAAGCAGCUAUGUUUUUUUUUUCUUUCUUUCUUUCUGUCUUUCUUCUUUAGCUGAAUGUGUCCUUAUACUAAGGAAUAUGCACUUCACUACCUAGAAGACACAGGCAUUUAGUGCUUUGAAUGGGCUGAUGAAAAGAAACUUACCGAGGCUGUAAUCGUAUCCAGUACUUAUAAUUGCUGGUUUGGGUUACUGUUGUAUAGAGUGUGUCAAAGGAUGGGAAAUGAAAAUUCAUUCCCAAUUCUUAAGUGAUUUUUGCCUGACCUGCAUUUUUUGAUUUUGUUCAAAAAGUUUAAUUUUUAUAUCCCAUUUUCUGGUCACUUUUAUAUUACUCUUAUUAAUAAAUAAAUUGUAAAAUACA
Messenger RNA from Oxyura jamaicensis (ruddy duck), 1974 nucleotides. RefSeq names its product DNA primase subunit 2 (gene PRIM2). Lineage: Eukaryota; Metazoa; Chordata; Aves; Anseriformes; Anatidae. The transcript has 14 exons. The coding region runs from base 92 to 1618 and encodes 508 amino acids. Gene Ontology annotation, biological process: DNA replication, synthesis of primer. Gene Ontology annotation, cellular component: alpha DNA polymerase:primase complex. The record is from RefSeq and is a predicted model, not a curated record.